Molecule: messenger RNA, 1282 nt
Organism: Amaranthus tricolor (Joseph's coat)
Lineage: Eukaryota; Viridiplantae; Streptophyta; Magnoliopsida; Caryophyllales; Amaranthaceae
Exons: 4
Coding region: 369-959 (196 amino acids)
Source: RefSeq, a predicted model, not a curated record
AAGUGUUGUGAGAAGAUUAAACAAUAAUCAAACUCCAUGCAAUAAGGGUCCCACCACACCUCUCAAAUCUGCCGAGUAAGCUACUCAUUUGAUCAAGUUAUAAUGACAUUUAAGUUUUCUUAAUUCAUAAGCAUGAUGAUUUUGGUAAAGGAUCACUCCAUAUCAAAAAGAAAAACUUCUAAUGUUGACAAUUUACCAUUUCCAAAUGAUGUGACAGUAAAAAGCAUUUCACAAGAUACAAAAAUGGUAUCUUGAUAGGAAAUAAUGGAUUCGUGGCAAAAUCUAAAUGGGAAGCCAAAGGCCAAGGGCUGGAAAAGAACCCAAGUGUAAAGAUCUCAUUGAAAUAGAAUGACAUUAAAGUCAAUAUAAUGCGGUCCCCCAGAAACCAAAUUCAGAUUCAGCCCCUAAAUCAGUUUUAUAUGUUCAUACAUCAGAAUUCUCUAGAGAAUAAGCAGAGAGAAAGAAAUAUGGAAGAGUUAGCAAAAGAGCCAGAGAUGAAGCAAAAGAAUAAGGUAAUGAUAGCAAUAGAUGGGAGUGAUAGUAGCAGCUAUGCUCUGAAAUGGGCUUUGCAAAAUCUAGAUGACACCCUUAAAUCUCAUGGUGUCAUUCUAUUUACUGCCAUUUCUGCUGAUUACAGUGGCGUUUUUUCUGGAAGUGUUGGCUCUGUUCCUCUGGACCUGGUAGAUUCAAUGGAAAGUGAUCAGAAAACAUUUGCAGCUUCUCUAUUAGCAAAAGCAAAGGAUGAUUGUGCAAAACAUGGGAUUGAAGCUGAGACAGUUUCACUGACAGGCAGCCCAAAAGCUGUGAUAUGUGAAGCAGUGCAAAAAUUUCAUUGCCAAUUACUUGUCAUGGGCAGUCGUUGUCAGGGACGUAUCAAAAGGGCUGUCCUAGGAAGUGUCAGCGACUACUGCGUGCACCAUGCUAAGUGUCCUGUUCUUGUUGUAAGGCAAUCAGACUGAAGAAAUUCUUUAAUUGCAGUUCUGUAUAGAGAAGAAAAUACGUGUGCAACAUGAAUAACACUACUCUUCUUGUAAAUUACUAGGUGUGUGCUAAUUACUACUUUGUAAUACAAAACAAUGUUAUGUCUAGGUCAGGGGUCGCUCAAGUGGUUUCAGCUACCCCUCGAUACCAUCUCCACUUAGGGUCUCACGGGUUUCUGAGAUAAAAUCCUCCCAAAGUUCUGUAUGGCUUGGCCUUUGGGCAAGUCCUGGGAGAGGGCAGCCUAAAGGAUUCUUGUAUUGCUGUACCCCAAAAAUUAAUAUUACAUUUUUGUAACAUUAUG